CUAAACCUCAUCGUUCCCGUCACCGACGGAGAAAAAGAAGUCGGGGAUGAAGAAAUCCACGGCAGAUUAUGGAGAGUGACUGGACCUCACGAUAUCACAUGCCCAGGAAACCUCAAAUUCCACUGCGUCUCGUACGUCUGGGGCCCCGGCAUCGAGAAAAAAGGCAGCUUUUUCGACUGCAAAAGAGAUAUUUCGGACCAAACUAGACCAGCUCUAGCUGCUGCCAUAAAAGCUGCAGCUGCUGCCGCAUCUCAAGAUGAGACCCUUGCACCUCUUGUGGAAAUAUUCUGGAUCGAUGCGAUUUGUAUUCCGCAACUGGAGACACCGGAGCGAGGUAAGACGUUGGAAAGCAUGGGAUGGAUUUACAGCGCCGCUCUGUCAGUCCUGAUAGUCCUUCAACGCCCCAUAUGGCGCAUCAUCGAAUCAGUAUCCGAUAAGGAAAAGAAAUCACCACGCGCUCUUUCGUACGACGAAAUGCAGAUCAUCGAAAAAGACACGUGGAUUAGCAGAGUCUGGACAUACCAAGAGCUCGUCAACGGGCACCUAGUAUUCUUCACAACGCUCGAGCCCACAAUUGCAGGGCACGCGAUCGGGUCAGAGAAGUUUUUCAACUGCGUGGGCUUUUCUCUCGAUACGUGGAAGAGAGCUUCGGGACAAGGGUAUAUCGCCGUGCUGGAGACCUUUCAUAAUCUCGACACGUUGGAAGAUACCUUAGCAGACCGCCAGUUGGGCGAUUAUCUAGAUCGGACUGCGUUUGGUGUUCUCUCAAACAUGGCUAUGCGUACCUUCGUCCCUGCCUUUGCUCAAAAUAGACUAUUGGCAUCUCUCGGCGCCAUUUCCAAAGAUGUAUCGUGGGGUCCGCCGUCUACGACUUUAGCAGAGCUGGCCGAAAAGCUGAUGUCAACCUGCGAGUCUAAGGGUGAUUUCUCAUAUAUCUAUACGAGCGAUGUUAGAGAUACAUCACCUAGAUUGGGAUGGCGGCCGAGCCCUUCUCAAAUCGCAGCCGAUGAGCCUAUGAACUUGGUUCCGGUGGCCAAUUGGCAUACGUGGGGCACCCAAAAUGGACACAGAGAUUUGAAAGGCCUCUGGUUAGACGAGAUGGUGCACUUGAAGCCCGCCGAUAGAAUAGAUGACGAAGUGGAGAAUCUCCUGCAGCGCAUAAUGUUUGGAUUUCCAGCGUUGGAACAACCUGGAAAACAACCUGACGUCGUGAACGACGGGAUUUUUCCGCAUAAGAAGAGUGGAGAAGAAGAGUUGAGCACUGGGAUUCUGGAGUUUCUGCGCAAAAUUAAGUUCAAGGGUUAUGGAGAGCCGCAGGUAUGCAAGCAAGGUCUAUUCUUCUCGCAAUUAGGGUUGGAGGAUUGUGAAUCAGUUCAAAUAUAUGCAUCGUCUAGUCUGCGAUGGAGAUUUGGUAGUCCUGGAUUAGCAACAUGGAAGGAGAAUGGAGAAAGUACGUAUUGCGCAGGAGUUUUUAUGGGGGUUCCAAAGACAGAAGUUUCGCAGUCCAUACUACUAGGGUAA
This is a messenger RNA of Lachnellula hyalina, 1521 nucleotides long. RefSeq lists its product as uncharacterized. Lineage: Eukaryota; Fungi; Ascomycota; Leotiomycetes; Helotiales; Lachnaceae. The transcript is spliced from 2 exons. The annotation marks the transcript as partial. The record is from RefSeq and is a predicted model, not a curated record.